Molecule: messenger RNA, 1828 nt
Organism: Puccinia graminis f. sp. tritici CRL 75-36-700-3
Lineage: Eukaryota; Fungi; Basidiomycota; Pucciniomycetes; Pucciniales; Pucciniaceae
Exons: 4
Coding region: 196-1668 (490 amino acids)
Biological process (GO): nuclear-transcribed mRNA catabolic process, nonsense-mediated decay; positive regulation of translation
Cellular component (GO): nucleolus; cytoplasm
Molecular function (GO): mRNA binding
Source: RefSeq, a predicted model, not a curated record
UCAGCGGUCAAGAGCAAACCGGUCGAGCCAAGUCCACUAAUUCAAGCCUUCCCUGACCUCAACAGUCUAGUUUUCUGUAUCUGCAGGUCCUACCCGAGCGUCUGAUUAGCUUCCACCGAUCGACAACUGACUGAGCACUGAAAUUCAUCGUCAGGAGAUCAUCACACUGCAAAAAAAAAAAAAAAAAUCCCAAGCAUGAGCGAACGUACCAAACUCGUGGUACGCCAUCUACCACCCAGCUUACCCGAGGAAGUCUUCUGGAAAACUCUUUCGCGUUGGCUGGAACCCAUCCCUCGGGAGGAUGGCACCCUCGACCCACCCAGAUGUACUGCGACCUUCAAAUCAUACGUACCAGGCAAGACCAGGCGAAACAAAACAAAAGUCGAGAUCCCUUCAAGAGCUUACAUUCAAUUCGCAACUCCCGACCAAGUCGUCGAAUUCCACCAGGGGUACGCCAGCCAGGCUUUCCGGGAUAGUCACGGAAAUGUGACAUUCCCCAAGGUAGAAUUUGCUCCUUACCAAAAGGUCGCUGGCCCACCCAAGAAGAUUGACAGUCGGAUUGGGACCAUAGAUACAGAUCAUGAUUAUCAAGCAUUCCUCGCCAGGCUUAAUGCACCAGUCCCUGAACCUAACACUAACCCUGACAAGCCAGAUGAGGCGCCAGAAAAAGUCGAGCGACCCGAAAUAACACCGUUGAUCGAGCAUCUUCGUAAUGCCCGCCAGGCUGCCCAAGAGGCCGCGCUGACUGCUAAACAACAAAGGCAAGCAGCCACCUCUGCCAAAUCUACAUCUGGCCGCUCAUUUGCUGGCCCACCUCAAAUCAUGAAAAGGGUGGCAACAAACAACGAGAGCAACCAGCCAACCGGCGUCUCAUCACGCAAAUCUGGUGAUCCUGCAUCCCACGAUCCACCUCCUCACAAAAUCGAUUCGGCACCAUCGACUUCAAAAGGAGUCAAGCAAACGGGGAAGUCUUCGUCAACAGCGGCUGCCUCAACUGGCCAAACUACCUCUGCCGGUUCGAAUACCAAAUCCCGUCCAAAUAAGCCACCCAAGUCUAAACGGGCUGGGCGCGGAGCCGAUGAUCAAUCCUCUCAUCCGCCGGCAACCGAUUCUCAGGGUAAAAGCUCAGCAUCCACUCAGCAACCGAAGAUGAUUCUUCAACCUCCCAAGCCAAGCGAUUCGAACUCAGAGAAACAGACCUCAACUACUCCCAAAAACCCAACACAAAGCCCGGCCAAGAGUGGGAAGAAGCAAGGAUCUUCUUUAGCUGAGCAAGGACAGGGAAGUCAGAAUGGGCCCACAAAACCUCCCAACUCGACUCGUGAAGGCCCUGGCGGAUCCAAAAAGUCCGGACGAGGAGGAGGUGCAGCCGGCCGAGGAGGCAAAGGGGGAAAGACAACCACCGGACCGGGGAACCCGACUUCCCAAGCCACCCAACCAUCAUCGUCCUCCUCAUCAGCUCCUGUUGCGACUGCUGCAACUCAGAAACCCAAGAAUCACGAGCCUGCUAAGACCGAGCCGAAUAGUAGUGAGACUGCCGCUGCCCGGAGGAGAUUGGGAAACGCCUUGGCUGGGAUCACUUCUAAACCAGACCACCCUUCUACUAGGAAGAAACAAAACUCGAAAACCGCUCCUCCUUCCUCCUCCAAUCCACCACCUGCAGACUGAUUUUCUUCUUGAAAUGGUUGGAAGUUUAUUGGUUGGUUCUUUUGUAAACACAGUUUUUUUCUUUUGUUCUCGUCUUCUUCUUAUAUUUUGUAAUCAACAAAUGAUCAGCUUGUUUUUUUUUAAAAAAAAAAUCUCUGGGGUCUAAUCAUGCAAAUCCUGC